This is a messenger RNA of Clunio marinus, 189 nucleotides long. Lineage: Eukaryota; Metazoa; Arthropoda; Insecta; Diptera; Chironomidae. The record is from the annotation of a GenBank genome assembly.
AUGAAUCAUUUAUGCCAACAAGAUCAUGAACCUGCUAAUGUGUUUAUUGUUGAACAUUUUUAUGUUGGUGAGGUGUUAAUGUUAAAGAAACUUUACAAGAAUUAUUCUCAAUACUUCAAUAAAUCUUUCGCAAUCUUCUGCACUUCAAUCAUAAUGCGUGCAGAACUUGAUGUGCUCAAUCUGAUAUGA